GUGGCCGGUGUCAGCUUAGAAAAAAUGACUGAAACUGUCGAAUAUUCGAUGAGUAAAGUUGAGAUUACCGAUGAGACUGCUCCUAGGGUCGAUAAUGGGCCAUCGGAAGAAUACCACGUUAAGUGGGGCUUUGAUUUAGAUGAUUUAUACAAACUGGCAGUCAGUUUCUACAAAGAGAAAGAAGGCAAAGCCAUGCACUUGUCCUACAAAGAUAAACUCAAAUUAGUGGCGUACACCAAACAAGUCACGCAUGGAAAAUACACACCAGAUGUCUCUCCUGAUGUUGGCUUCUUGGAUGUGGUCGGAAAUGACCGGAGUCGUCCUGUUGACCCCAAUGUUUGGCAAGCUUGGCAGAGUUUAGGUGACAUGUCAGCACUCAGUGCGAUGGAGGAGUUUGUGAAGACCUUAGAUACUCUUUGUCCACUCUUCAGACCGUAUAUCCUAGCUCAUAAAACAGAACAAGAGGAACAAGAGCGUAGAAGACAAGAAGAGGAGGAGAGGUUAAAGCGAGAGGCCGAGGAGAGGGAUCGAUUACGAUUAGAGGAGGAAGCUCAACGUAAACAGGAUGAGGAGAUGCAGAAAAGGUCCAAACAGGAAACAGAGAUUCGGGCCGCACUUAACCAACAAACUGCUUUACAGUUCCAACAAUAUGCGGAACAACAGCAUCCCAAAGACCAUGAAAAGCAAGAGCAGCUGAUCCAACAAUUACAAGAGCAGCACUUCCAGCAGUAUAUGCAACAAGUCUACCAGCAUCAGUUAUUACACCAACAACAUCAGUACCAGCAAUUACAAGCCAUGGCGUCAACGAAGGCCACGGACGGCCAGGUACAAACAGUCACAGCUGAAGAUGAUCAUACAAAGUUAGAAAAUAAUGUAGAUGGCGCUACAAAUGGCCAAGAUACAGAAACGGAUAAUGAUUCUGAUAUAAAAAAAGCUAACGGAAAUGAUGAGAAAACAAUUGACGCUAGCGUACCCGCUGUCAAAAUGCCCAAGAUUAUGCCCGCGUCAAUGUGGACAAGAAAAGACCUUGUAGAAUUCAAGGAUAAAUGUCGCAAGACCAACGACUCGUUAUUAAAAAUUUCGUCGUUGUCUUCGUCGACGGUUCGAGUGCCUACCCACGAAGACGGAACGUGCCUAUUUUGGGAGUUUGCUACUGAUAACUACGAUAUAGGUUUUGGUGUUUACUUCGAAUGGACGACAGACCCGACUAAGAUGGUCAGCGUCCAUGUGACAGAGUCAAGUGAUGAGGAGGAGUAUGAUGAAGAAGAAGCGAACAAACAAAAGGCUGACGAGACAAAACCGCCGGGAGCUGAAGGUGGAAAGGGAGACAUUGAAAAGGGCUCUAAGAAGGAUAACAAGCCACCAACGGAUGAAAUUAUACCAAUUUAUCGACGCGACUGCCAUGAGGAGGUGUACUGUGGAAGCCAUAUGUAUCCUGGACAAGGCGUCUACUUAUUGAAAUUUGAUAACUCUUACUCAUUAUGGCGAUCAAAAUACCUUUACUACCGAGUAUACUACACAAGGUGAACUACUGGAAUCUUUGCGUGUAUUAUAGUCUAAUUAAAUAAUCAAUAAUUAAUUGUUAUUAAUUGUUGAUGACGAUGAUUACUUAUUGAUUAUAUUCUAUAGUAUUUAAUUAAGAUCUGUGCAUUAAAAGAGACAUUUUUGUACAGGUUUGGGAAUGUACUCUAUGUGUACAUGGGUUGACAUGUAUAGGUACUGUUCAAUGCAGGCAGAUUUGAAAUGUCUGUACACGUUUUGAUGGAAGGUUUUUGUUUCGUAAAUUUUAUUUCAUGAAGCCGAAAGGCUAGACCUCUUUCACUUUGUAGGAUGUGUGUUGGGGGUAAAUUUUUUUGAAAAAAACACAUCCUGUUAUUGGGUAUAUCACACUUUUAAUGUUCACUUUCCUGUUCUUAGGGAGCGCAGUGUUAUCUGCCUAUUUAUAACACUCACGAUCGAAGAUGGCUAAAGUUGGCUCAAAGGCUAGUUCAGUAUUUGAAAUAUUCCAAUCAUGUGAAUACGCAUUGAAUAUAAAUCUUAACAGUGCUGUCAUGUACACUGUUUAACAACGCAGUACAUGCAAAAUUUCAUUGUAACUGCACUAUGGGAUGAUCGUUUUUAAAUUCUUCUGGGACACAUGUAAACAAUGUACACAAGUGAACUACGCCAUGAAGCCAUGGGGCCAUGAAGACGUUCAUCCAUCAGCCACAUGAUAUCAUGUUAUUUUGCUUACAUUUGAGUACUGGCAAAAAUAUAUAAGCGAGCCAAGAAGCAAAGAAGUUUAAGACUUAAACAGCCUUAGUUGAAUUCUUUAUUUUAGAAUCUUAUCUGGGUUAAGCUGGAUUAUUGUCCGUACUAUUAGUAGAAUUAUGACUAUUAUGAAAUAAAACGUUGAAACUUUCAUAUCAGACCUUGAUUUGAAUAUUCUAUUGGUUAAUGGUUUUCUGUUGAGAUGACCUUGAUUUACUGCAUUUUAGAUCAAUUUUCUGGUGCCAGAGAUGCUCAUUUUUUGCUCGCCUUAUAUAUAUUUGGUACAGGUAAUUGUUGUAGACUUGAUAAAAAGUGUUGUUAGGAGAAUCUUUAACUUGUCACUUAAUCUUUGAGGAGGGAGUAUGAUGUUGGGGAUAAGUGAUUGGGUGAACAGUAUUGACACCAAGGAACCUAGGAAAGUUUUCUUAAAGAACCGCUCUGAAUCAAAAUCCCACCUUGACUUGCUUUCAGUAAAGAGAACUGGUGUUGUGGCAGGCUUCUUGCUUUGCCUUCAGGUACAAGAUUUCAUGAAGACAUUUUAACUCUGGCUCUCGACUGUCAAAGUUGGGUUGGGAUUCAGACAGAUUAUUAGAGAAUUUGUGACUUAUUGCCCAGUCAUUGGUCACCUUAGUCUACUAGUCCUGCUGUUGGGUGUUUUUGGUGAACACUUGUAGCAAACUUAUCAUUAUACACGUAUAAUUAAUUAGAAAAUGGCUGGUUGUUCGAUUAGGCUACUCAAAUAAAGACCGUCCUUGCUGUCCUCAUAUACUUAUGUUGUCAUGUAUAAACAUCUGAAUGGGUUUGGCAGUUACCCAGAAGAUAAUGUAACAUAAAUGUCAGCUAUAAACUAACUAACAAAUGUUAUAAAAUGAUGCAUUCUCUCUUCUAUCGCUGUUGAGAAUGGAAAGGAAUUUCUCAAAAUAAGGAAUCUUUAUGACAAAUCAUUUUAACAUCUGAUCAAUGAGAAUCUCAAACAACAGCUUUUCAUUUAUUUUCCGCGUCCUGAUUACAGUGGUCAAAGAUGUUGUCCUGAAAUGGGCACUUUCCAGUAUUUGUGCCAUGGUCCCAACAUUUAGGAAGAAGCGGUAUUCUGAAUGGUGUUUAUUCUUCAUGUUCUUGAAUAAUAAGAAAGAAAUGAUGAUGUGUACGAGUUGAAAAUUUACCUAUUUAUUUCAUGUUAUGGUAUGUUGUGGCACUUCACCUGAUAAGGAAUAAGCGUCUAAUUUGUUUAAAGGAAAUUUUUUGGGGUGUUCAUUGACCUUAGCUGAAGGCAUUCAAGGUGAGGUCAAAGUCUAGAAGGUACUAAAGUUUUGUGCUGCAGGAUAUGACAUUAUGUCAUGUAAGACCUGGCGUAAAACUUGCUGGGUUCAAUCUGUUUAACUAUCAUUUAACUAACCUGCUUUAAAUCAAGUAAAACUGCAAAUUGAAUUUGAGAAGUGUGUUAAAAAGAAGAUAUUAGAUAUUAGACUUUAGGCCGUUAUGACUUUGGGCUGACUUGACUGGUAAGCUUACAUAUCUGUAUAGUCUAUCAUGAUAGAAUAGCUUCAUCAUUUAUUCCAUAUCAUAUUUUCAAGGAAUUUUCCCCUGUGACAUGGGUGGCAAAAUGCCAUCAAUGAAAUAAAUAUUCCUACUCGCCUAUGAUGGACAAAAUAACUUGCCAAUCUUUGGUGCCUCAAGCAAGGGGACAUGUCGGUAUGAUGAUCUUCACUCAAAAUGACUAUUGUAGACUUGCUCUUUGCUAUUAUGUAUUGUACAGAAAGAUGUGAAUAAAUGUGAACUAUUUAAAGAUAA
This is a messenger RNA of Lineus longissimus, 4041 nucleotides long. Its product is annotated as Golgi resident protein GCP60-like. The transcript has 11 exons. The coding region runs from base 25 to 1527 and encodes 500 amino acids. Gene Ontology annotation, molecular function: fatty-acyl-CoA binding. The record is from RefSeq and is a predicted model, not a curated record. Gene Ontology annotation, cellular component: Golgi membrane. Lineage: Eukaryota; Metazoa; Nemertea; Pilidiophora; Heteronemertea; Lineidae.